GCCCGACCUUCCGCCCGGGAGCCAUGGCGCCCGUUGUCGCUCUGGCCCGCGCGGGCGAGCCCCUGGAGGCCGCCGUCGCCGCCGGCCGCGACGCCGGGCCCCCGAAGCGGCCGCCCGCGGGCGCGCCCGGGCCCGCGCCGCGCCCGGCGCGGGGCGAGCCCGAGCCGGAGAGCCCGGGCGAGAGCCUGCGGGAGCCGGAGUCCGACCCGGGAGCGCGGGCGCAGGGCCGCCGCGCGCGGGGCCGCGGCAGGAGACCGUCACCACGCCCGAACCGUCUUCGACUGGGACGACACGCUGCUGUGCAGCAGCUUCCUGCGGGCACACGUCCGGGACGAGGACAAGGGCCUGCCGAAGAGCGCGCGGCCGCACUUCCGGAGCAUCGAGGCCACCGCCGUGCGGCUGCUGGGGCUCGCCGCCCAGAGGGGCCACUGCAUCAUCGUCACCAACGCCGUCGAGGGCUGGGUGGAGCACAGCGCCGCCAAGUACGUCCCCGGCCUCUGCGAGGCGCUGGGCGCGGUGCGAAUCGUGUCCGCCCGCAGCGCGCACGGCGAGCAGAUGCCCGGCCAAGAGAGGCAGUGGAAGGCCGAGGCCUUCCGGGCCGUGUGCAGGCAGUUUGCGGGCGAGGGGAGGCGGCUAAACCUGACCGUCAUCGGCGACUCCGAGAUGGAGAUGGGCGCCGCCAGGGCCAUCCGCCAGGAGUUCGAGCACGUGCUGGUGAAGACCGUCAAGCUGCAGGAGCUGCCCUCCCCCGAGGACCUCUCCAAGGAGCUGGCGGUCGUGUCGCAGAAAGGAGAUCCUGGCAUCGCCCCGCGAGCUGUCGAUCAGCCUCGCCAGGAGGUGGUCCGGCAGGGCCGCGUACCGCCGCCAGAGGCCCACAGGGGGCUCCGCCUGUCUGCCGCGCCGGAGAGGCCGACGCCCUCGGGAGGCGGCGGGGCCGAGGGGGCGGCCGUGCAGCUUUCCGCGGGGCCGACCGCCGCGGCCGUCCCGGGCGGCACUGCCCGCGGGCCUUCGUGGUGGCGGGAAAUCUGUCCAUCAUUCACAAUAUAGCGAAAGAGAGUUGCCAAUUCAUUUCAACAUGGGCAAAUCCUGUAGGAGGA
Molecule: messenger RNA, 1097 nt
Organism: Prorocentrum cordatum
Lineage: Eukaryota; Dinophyceae; Prorocentrales; Prorocentraceae
Source: the annotation of a GenBank genome assembly